AUCAAUCGGCACACCUGUCGCAGCUUCUGAUUGGCUGUUGCUGUUCUGCAUGCAGUGGAGCCUGCAACACAAAAAGCUGCAGCAGAGCAGAAUCUCUCAGUUCUUAACAUUUUCAGGACUCAUGUGUACUGAGAUGAUGCAUAAAGGAGAGAGGAAAAGUUCUGCUGUUUACUUGGCUGCAGCUGUUAUUCUAACGUGUUAUUUAGUGCAAACAAUAGACUGCUAUCGACUGAGGAAAACAGAACAACGAGAGGGGCGAAGAGAAGCUGACGCAGCCCAAACAGCAGCUGUCCAAGAGGGGAAAAUCUUGUUCGGGUCAGGCCUUGGGUCACAUGCAGAUAGGAACAAGAAGUCAUCCUCAAACACAUCUGUGGAUGAUGAAGCUGCUUAUCAAGCGGACUCUGCAGGCUGGUCGAAAGGACAAGUAUAUGACCCCAGUCCCAAAGAAGCAUCAUUUAAGCGCAUGGCACCUUCCCUGCAGUGUGGUGCAGACCAGAUGAAGUUCAGAGCAGUGGGCCCAGGAGCUACACAGUUUGCAGUGGAACAAGUAAACGCAGCUCCGAUACCUCUGUCCCAAGUCCCCUCCACCUGUGGCUACAACAUGCAGAGGAACCCGCUUGGGCUUGUUUUAUUGGUUCCCUAUGAUGGCUGCAACAUGGUUCAAGAGGGUGGAAAUUAUAUGCUCCCAAUGCGUUGGCAGGGAACUCCAGUCUCACUCAUGUGUCCCAAACCUGCAGCACCUGCUGCCACAACUGCUGCCCCACAUCACCCUGCCACUCAGGUGCCUCCAAUUCCCCAUCCCUAUUACUUUCCACCCUACAUGUAUCCUAAAUACCCCGUAGUACCAAAACCUACGACGGCAACGACAACAACUACAAAGAAACCACAAGUUCCUCAAUAUCCACAAUACCCGUUCUACCCUCCGUUUUACCCCUAUCCCCAACCUGUUCCCGUCACAACAGCAGCGCCCACCACCACCACUGCAAAGCCAGCAGCAGUCACGUUUCCUCCACCGAUGUAUCCUUUUCCUUUCUACCCUUUUCCUUGGCCCUUUCCAGGGCCUCUGCCAGCAACCCCGAAACCCACGACCACUACAACUACAACAAAGGCGCCAACUAAACCCCAGAUACCGCCGUUCCCACCAUACCUGCCUUUCUAUCCUCCAUUUAAUCCUUUUUACCCUCCCUUUAUACCUCCCUAUCCCAAUUUUCCAACCCCUAAGCCCACGACGACGACACCUAAAACGACUACAACGACAACCAAGAAGGACCCAACACCGCACCCUCAUAUUCAUCCGCAUGUCCAUUAUCCAUAUCCAAUUCCACCAUUUCCUCCUGCUCCUUUCCCCAUUUCAGGCUAAUCUGCUGAAACAGUUCUAAUAAAUGGUUUGAACAAUAAGUGACCCUGUCCAAUUGUUUAACCUGUAAACUUAGAGAAAUUCAACUGUGGGGGGAGGAAUUUGGUACCCUUUAUUCUAAGCUUAUGAAGUGGAUGAGGUAAGUGGUCCAUAAAUAGUUAGUACAUUUGAUUAGAGGCUCUUUGCAAAGUAAAGUGGUGCAUUUGACAAAUGUGAGACAUUGGUUAAAAUUGUCAACAAUCUAAGCACAAAUUUUCUCUUUGUGCAAAAAUGCAUACUUUUUCCAGCAUCUUCAAAAUGAGUUUUUCUCUGCAUCUAAAAUCCUGUUAUAAUUUUCAAUGAGUGACCUUUUCAUUACGGACCACUUACGGUA
Epinephelus fuscoguttatus (brown-marbled grouper) is the source of this 1730-nucleotide messenger RNA. RefSeq lists its product as uncharacterized. The record is from RefSeq and is a predicted model, not a curated record. NCBI's taxonomy places the organism in Eukaryota, Metazoa, Chordata, Actinopteri, Perciformes, Serranidae. The transcript is spliced from 4 exons. The coding region runs from base 50 to 1360 and encodes 436 amino acids.